AUUCAAAUAUAUAAAAAUUUUAAAACCUUUUUUUUAAACCAGAUAUAGAGGGUUCCAUAUAGAUUAUUCAAAGUUUUCUUAAACAGUUCUAUUUUUAUAAAAUAUAAUACCAUCAUUCAAACAAAACAUAAUUAACCAACUUUAAAAAAAACACUUUCACACACACACACACACAUUAAAAAAUUUUCAACAAAUACAAUCAAAAUUAUUUUUUACUAAAUAAUAACCUCGCACACUCACAUAAUUAUAAUAUUAAAUCACACACAUUUAACACACAAUAACAAAACACGGAAUCAAAAUUUAAUUGAUUUGAUUUAUAAUAAUAAUCAUAAAGAAUUUUUUAUAGUGUUUUGUAAAUAUUAUUUUGUAAAUUAUUUAUUUUGUAAAUAUCUAUAGACAACAAAACAAACAUAAAAAAUGUCCUCAACUUUAUUAGAAUAUAUUAAAACCAUAAUUCCAAAUAAAGAAUAUAAUGAAAAAGAUAAAGAAUUAUUAUUAGAAAUAUUAACAUUAAUAAUUUGUAAAUUGGUAAAAGUUGGCGAUGAAACUUUAAAAAUUAAUGGUAAAAACUCACACGAACAAUUUAUGCCACCAAAUAAAAAGUUACCAGCCAUUAGUAUUAGGGAUUACCUUACAAGAUUAAUGAAAUAUUCACCAUGUUCAAUUGAAUGUUUUAUAUCAUCAUUAGUAUAUAUCGAUAGACUCACUGACAAAUGUGGUCUAUCGGUUAAUUCAUAUAAUAUUCACAGACUUUUAAUUACUACACUAUUAAUAUCAACAAAAUAUUUAGAUGAUAUUUUUUAUAAUAAUGAAUUUUAUUCACAAGUUGGUGGUGUUGGAUUAAAAGAAAUGAAUACUUUGGAAUUAGAUUUUUUAAAACUUUUAGAAUUUCGUGCAAUUUGCCCAAUUGAUGAUUUUCUUAACUAUCAAAAAGAAGUCGAAAAUGCAAAACAAAGAUUUAUUAAUGGACCAAAUCAUAUUUCAAAUAUUGUUGUAAAUAAAAUCCCAUUACCAUGCAUCAGCUCACCAACUUCCUGUUCACCAAGAAGACAAAAUAUUCCACAUAGUCCACAUAGUCCACAAUCCCAAAUGGUUCCACAAUCCCAAAUGGUUCCACAAUCCCCAAAUGGUAAUAAUAUAAACUCUAAUUCUAAUAAUAAUAAUAAUAAUGAUAAUAAUAAUAUAAAUGAUAAUAAUAAUAUAAAUAAUAAUAAUAAUAUAAAUAAUAAUAUAAAUAAUAAUAUAAACAAUGCCAUUGUACCACAAACAACUAAUAAUGUAACUAAUAAUUCUAAUAAUUUAAACAAUAUAAACUCCAAUAUAAUAAUAAAUACUAAUAUUAGUAAUUCAAACCAUUUAAACACUAAUACAAACCAAAAUCAAAAUAAUAACAAUAAUAAUAAUAUAAAUAAUAAUAAUACAAAUGGUAACAAUAAUAGUAGUUUCUACCAAAGGCGCGGAAGCUGUGAUUAUGAAACUUCAACCCGUCUCCCAUCUGAACAAUCCACAUUUCAUACCAAUUGUGCCGCUUAA
Messenger RNA from Dictyostelium purpureum, 1533 nucleotides. RefSeq lists its product as uncharacterized. NCBI's taxonomy places the organism in Eukaryota, Evosea, Eumycetozoa, Dictyosteliales, Dictyosteliaceae. Gene Ontology annotation, biological process: regulation of cyclin-dependent protein serine/threonine kinase activity. Gene Ontology annotation, molecular function: cyclin-dependent protein serine/threonine kinase regulator activity; protein kinase binding. The transcript is spliced from 4 exons. Bases 418 to 1533 code for a protein of 371 amino acids. The record is from RefSeq and is a predicted model, not a curated record. Gene Ontology annotation, cellular component: nucleus; cyclin-dependent protein kinase holoenzyme complex.